Rhagoletis pomonella (apple maggot) is the source of this 2499-nucleotide messenger RNA. Its product is annotated as phospholipase B1, membrane-associated-like. The transcript has 6 exons. Gene Ontology annotation, biological process: phospholipid metabolic process. The record is from RefSeq and is a predicted model, not a curated record. Gene Ontology annotation, molecular function: glycerophospholipase activity. Bases 853 to 2127 code for a protein of 424 amino acids. Lineage: Eukaryota; Metazoa; Arthropoda; Insecta; Diptera; Tephritidae.
CUGAUUGACGUCGCUGCCGGGGUUUCUCCUCUUCAUAUUCCUUCUCUUAAAUGUCCGGUACGCUUCAGCAUUCGCAGUCGCAGUUGGCGUUUCUGCUGCAGCUACAGCGAAUGCUUAGUUGCCGCUGCUGUGAAAUUUGAUAUAAAAUAAUCAUAAUAAGAAUUUUCAGUCAGAUUCUGAUUCUGAGCGCGGCGGAUGGCGCAUUAUACUUUUGCUGGCUUGGCAAGAAUUUCUCGCUUAUGUACUAUUAACUCGGUGUAUUUAACUUAAAAAUUUGUGUGAAAUUUUAUUUGUUUACAUUCUUCGGAAAUUAACACACGUUUGCUCGGCAUGAUGAAAAGUGUAAAUUUGCAAUAAUUUAACGAUUGUUGAGAGAUUUGCACUAAAAACACAAACGAAAGGAGAAAAUCGGACUGAAAUUAUUUUCAAAAAACUCUUACAACAUUGGCGAAAAAUACCAGUUUCGUACUGAAAAAUGUGUUUUAAUAUAAAAAACUGCUGACUAAUGAAACAAGUUUAAACAAAUGCAAAAAAAAGACAAUUAAAAAUUAAGAAAUAAAUUGGUGCUUCAGUUGAAUAGUAGAUAAUAUAUAAAAGGAUUUCUUAUUGAAAGUAAAAUAAAAUAGAAUAAAGUUUAGUACUCAAAAGCCGAAAACUAAAUCCAAAUAGAUUGAAAAGCUUUUACGAACAUAUUUACAUAUUUACGCUUGAUAUUUGAACUUUAACGCCGUGAUGAUUAGAAAUUACAUUCAGCGCGCUUGAUUCAUAUAAAUUGACUUUUUCGCCUAUUAAAAAAAUAUUAGAAAAGUGCAGGGUUUUAGUAAAAAAAGCUACAAAUUCACAUUGUAUACGAUGUUUCGCACACUAAUUCAGUAUUACCUGCUGCUCUGCGCAGUUCUAAGUCACAUCGGUCACCCUGUGGUAACGCAGCGUACAGCAUUGGAUGUCACUUUUCGUGACCUGUAUCGACCGUUGCGUUUGUUCGGUUUGAAUUUGGCUGGACGUUCUGGUGAUAAUGCUGAUAAUAGACAGUUGGCGCGAGAUAUGGGUAAAACACAAAAUCUCAAUACACGCGCUCGUUCGUUAGUAAACUUCUGCGAUGCGCUAAAUGGGCCCGGAAAGCGCAGCGAAACACGGCCCACCUCAGUGCAUCGCCUGCGACCUGGUGAUAUAGAUGUUAUAGGAGCAAUGGGUGAUUCGUUGACGGCUGGUAAUGGUAUUUUCGCCACUAAUUUGUUGCAUGUCACAGUGGAGAAUCGUGGUAUGGUAUGGAGUAUUGGUGGGCAAGGUACGUGGCGGCAGUAUUUGACGCUGCCAAAUAUACUCAAGGAAUUCAAUCCGAACUUGUAUGGCUAUUCGCUGAAAGAUGGACUCUCCACGGAUCGUAGUUCGAAAUUCAAUGUCGCCGAGCUGGGUGCUAUGUCGCGCGACAUACCGUACGAAGCGCAAGUGAUUGUCAAACGUAUGUCACGUGACCCCAAAGUGAACAUGACUGCCGAUUGGAAGCUCAUCACACUACUCGUUGGUAAUAAUGAUUUUUGCUCUGAUGUUUGCUUUCUACCACGACCUGAGGAUGCAAUUAAAAGGCAUGAGGAGAAUAUGGUGAAAACUUAUCGUUAUUUGCGUGACAACGUACCACGCCUUAUGCUGAAUGUAGUACCAGCACCAAAUCUGGACUUUUUGGUGGGCCUUAGCAGUAAGACGCCAGUGUGUCAUACUACUCUAACAUUUGAAUGCCCCUGUUUGGUGUCAAAGCCCAGGCAGCAAGUAGCGAGGAUGAAGCAAUUAAUGAAAAAGUGGGCUGCAAAGGAUAGGGAGAUAGUGAAUAGAGCUGAGUUCAAUUCGGAGACAUUCACCAUCAGCAUACAACCAUUUACUUUAUUUGAUGACUUCUUCCCGUCCAGCGAUGACGCGGGCAAAUUCAAGUUUCUUUCAGAGGACUGUUUCCAUCUUAGUCAGCGUGGACAUGCUAUUAGUGCCAAUUAUCUGUGGAAUAAUAUGUUGGAAGACGACGACAAUAAAAGCAUUAUGACGGAACCAAGACUGUUGGAGAAUUUCCACUGCCCGACAGCGGAACACCCUUAUUUUAUGACACGCGUCAACAGCCGUAAAGAUUUUCAAUUGUGACUUUGAUUUUGAACUUCGAUUAACGGUCGCGAGGCGUCACGUUUCAUCGAUUGAUUUCUGGGGGGAAAAUGCGAAUAAUUUAAUAAUAAAAUUCUGUGAUAAAUUAGAUAUAAGUGCAUGGAGCCAAUAGUCUUAGUUAGUCAUGUGUCGAUUCAUAUGCUUGCAAAUACAUUUACAUACUACACGUAGAAUUGGCUUUGCAAUAAAAAACCCAUAAGUAUUUAUAAAAUAGUCAUACAUUACGAAUAAACGUAAGUACGGGAAUAAAUAGUUUAAAUGCUAGUUAAUAAUGCAAAAUAUAAACGAGAUAUUUGUAAAAUAAAUAUGUAUGUAUAUGCAAUUAUUCAAAAAGGAAACAAUAAAUUGCGAAGA